UAUAAAUUAAUAUUCAUACAGGAAAGAACGGUUCGAAAAUAUUGUAACAAGACAAUGACGUCGCUUUUGUUUGUCGUUUUAAAUAUAAUCCUAACUUUGCACUUAUGUGCAGGUCAAACCCCACCAGUAGACAAAAACAAGAGAUUGAUAUGUUAUUAUGACGCUCAAAGUUAUUUGCGGCCAGGUUUUGCUGAAAUGAAAAUUAACUUUUUGAAGACCGCUGCAGAGUUUUGUACUCACUUGAUCUACGGCUAUGCAGAACUAAAUGAUGAUUUAUAUGAAAUUUCAAGUUUAAAUGUUGACUUGGAUAUGUUUCACUACAAAGACAUCACUUCGUUGAAAACUGAAUUCCCACAUUUGCGUAUAUAUUUAAGCAUUGGCGGUGAUCAUGAUAACGGGCACUACGACGGAAGAAAAUAUAUGCGAUUUUUAGAAUCUGGGAAGGAUAAGCAAAACACUUUCAUAGAAUCUGCUGUUCAUUUAUUGAAAAGGAACGACUUUGAUGGAUUAGAUUUGGCCUUUAAACUACCCACGAAUAAGCCACGAAAAGUUCAUUCAGAGUUUGGGUUGUUAUGGAAGAAAUUUAAGAAACUGUUUACCGGUGACUUUAUUGUGGAUCCCGAUGCUGCCCUACAUAAAGACCAGUAUACAGAAUUCGUUGGAAAUCUUGCUAGAACCUUUCGCAAUGCGAACUUAUCUUUGACCAUGACGGUGUUGCCAAAUGUCAAUUCUACGUGGUAUUUUGACGUUACGGAAAUUUACAAUAAUUUCGAGUAUAUUAACCUGUUUGCUUUCGAUUUUCUUACACCCUCACGUAAUCCCGAAGAAGCCGAUUACACGGCCCCUAUAUUUCUAAAAGACGAGGAGAAUCGUUUAGCACAUUAUAAUAUAGAUUAUCAAGUGAAUUAUUGGGUGAGUCAUGGAUGUCCAGCCCAUAAACUUAAUUUGGGUAUUGCCACUUACGGAAGAGCUUGGAAAUUAUCAUCCAAGUCUGGUAUUUCGUGUAAGCCAGUUGUACACGAAACCUUAGGGCCUGCGGAGCCUGGCCUACAGUCGAACAUAUCCGGAUUAUUAAGCUGGCCAGAAAUUUGUUCUAAACUAGCGAAAGCAGAUGGAGCUGGAUACAAAGGAGCUGAUGCCCCCGUACGUAAAGUUCAGGAUCUAGAGAAUCUUUACGGUAACUACGCUUUCCGUCCGGCUGAUGAUAAUGACGAACACGGCAUUUGGAUAAGUUUCGACGAUCCCGAUUUUGCAGGAAUUAAAACGAAUUUCGCCAAGACCAAGUUUAUGGGCGGAGUGGCUUUAUAUGAUUUAGCUUAUGAUGAUUUUCGUGGUCUUUGCACCGGCGUCAAAUUUCCCAUAUUGCGUUCGGUGAGAGGACACUUGUAAAUACUCAUUCAAAGUAUGAAAUAAACGACUGAUAAGAAAAAAAUAAAUAAAUAAAUAAACA
Molecule: messenger RNA, 1450 nt
Organism: Glossina fuscipes
Lineage: Eukaryota; Metazoa; Arthropoda; Insecta; Diptera; Glossinidae
Product: chitinase-like protein Idgf1
Exons: 3
Coding region: 55-1389 (444 amino acids)
Biological process (GO): chitin catabolic process; carbohydrate metabolic process
Cellular component (GO): extracellular region
Molecular function (GO): chitin binding
Source: RefSeq, a predicted model, not a curated record